This is a messenger RNA of Cicer arietinum (chickpea), 2442 nucleotides long. RefSeq lists its product as uncharacterized. NCBI's taxonomy places the organism in Eukaryota, Viridiplantae, Streptophyta, Magnoliopsida, Fabales, Fabaceae. The record is from RefSeq and is a predicted model, not a curated record.
AAGAGAAAACAAAAGUUGAAUUAAAAACAAAACCUCAUUUACCGACGCUAGACUAAAAUGAAAUUUAGCGUGACCCAAGUGGACGCUGUGAUGUACUAAACCCUAGCUCUACACCUCGCAACUAUGUUUUAGUGCAGCUGAGACGUGAAGCUGCAAAAGGGAUCAUCUCGCAAUUUCGCAAGAAAAUGGAUCGUAGUUGGAUGUAUGAUAGGUUCAAACCAAAUAGGAGAGGCUUGAAACUUGAGUUUGUUAGAGGAGUUCAGGAAUUUAUUAAGCAGGCUAAGGAACAACCCUGCUUUUUGUCUGAGAGAACAAUCAAGUGUCCAUGUGCAACAUGCAAGUGUGUAAAGUCUUUCACUCCAAAACAGGUGAUAGUUCACUUGCACAAGACUGGGUUUAAACCAAAUUAUUCGAUCUGGACUGAGCAUGGAGAACUAGAGCAAAAUAUUUGUCUGAGGAGUCGAUCGAAUAGUAGUGGACAUAUGGAGGAGGAGGAGGAGGAGGAGGAGGAUCCCGAAACGCCUCGUAUGGAGGAGGAGGAGGAAGACAAAGAGGAGGAGGAUCCCGAAACUCCUCAGGAAAUGGAUUCACACGAGCAGACUGCUGAUGGGAAGGUUCUUAUACGACCUUAUGGUCGAGGAUGGGCUCCUAGCUCAGCGCCUGCUGCUGCUAUUAAACACGCCAUCCAGUCACACUUUCAGGGUCCUUUCCAUUGCUGGAGUGAGACCCCAGAGGAUGUAAGGGAAUAUUGGUGGAAGUUGUUUGGGGACAAGGUUGCUUGGGAUCCUGAUGCUCAUGGGUAUAUAAAAAAGACAUUUGAAUCGAGAGGCGCAAAACGCCUUUCAGAUAUGCUCUCUAAAGUAAGGAAGAAAGGGACAAGGCCUCAUUGGAUCUGUGAGGAGGCUUGGAAAGGUCUUAUUGCCCAUUGGGAAGGUCAAGCCUUUAAAAAUGUCUCAACCCGAAAUAAGACCAAUCGUGCUUCUGGUAAAGGUGGAGCCGUCCACACCACAGGCCGCAAGGCUCAUGUUGACGUGGCACUUAGCAUGUCUCGUAAACUUGGGCGGUCUGUUGAUCCGGACGAGCUCUUCUUGGCCACCCACAAAAAAAAGUCUGGCAAUUGGGUUGAUAUCCGCUCUCAAACAACAUAUAAACAUUAUCAAGAUCGUCUUAAGGAGGUGCAAACACAAAUUGGCGAGGAGGUGCAAACACAAAUUGGCGAGGACUCUCUAAAUGGGAUGCAAGAGGUGGAUGGGGCGACAAAGCUUGAGUUGUGGAAAGAGGUUGCUGGGGGAAAGACUCGAGGUCGGUGUUAUGGCACUGCAGACUUGUCUUUGAACCUUCAACAUGGUGUAGCAACGCUGACUCAAGAGAUUCGAGAACCUUAUCCUAACAGUUGCAGGUGUGAUCAGGCUGUCCAUCUUGAGGCCAUUGAUGCAGCCCGCAAGGAGGCUGCUGCAGCACGGCAGGAGGCAGCUACAGCACGUCAAGAGGCAGCUAAGGCGAAACAACAUUAUCGGCUUUUGGACGAGCAGUUGCGCACGGUAAUGAAACGAAUGAUAGCUCUAGAGCGCCAAUCAGCCGGUGCUAACACAAGUUUGAGUCAAGCUCAUUGGGGACUUCCUUACUAUUAUGACGACCAUUCGCCAGAUGAGAUCUUACCAGACCGUCGACAAAGGCAGCGUUUAAUUCUAAGGAGACGUCCUUACUAUGAUACCGACCAUUCGCUAGAUGAGGUCUUACCAGACCGUAGGCGAAAGCAACGUCGAGAUCUAAAGGGACAUCCUCACUUUGAUGAAGACCAUUCGCUAGAUGAGGUCUUACCAGACCGUCGUCGAAAGCAACGCCAAGCUAGUAGGGGACAUCCUCACCAUGAUGAGAACCACUCACUAGAUGACGUCUUACCAGACAGUCAACCAAAGAAACGUCAAACUCAGAGCAUCAAUUCUCACUUUGACGACGACCAUUCGCGAGAUGAGGUCUUACCAGACCGUCGUCGAAAGCAACACCAAGCUCACCGGGGGCAUCUUCACCAUGAUGAGAACCGUUCACUAGAUGAUGUCUUACCAGGCAGUCGACCAAAGAAACGUCAAGCUCAAAGCGUCGAUUCUCACUUUGAUGAUGACCAGUCACUAGAUGAGGUCUUACCAGACCGUCGUGGAAAGCAACACCAAGCUCAUAGGGGACAUCCUCACCAUGGUGAGAACCAUUUGCUAGAUGAUGUCUUACCAGACAGUCGACCAAGGAAACGUCAAACUCAAAGCGGACACUCUCACUGUGAUGACGACCAUUCGCUAGAUGAGGUCUUACCGAGCCGCCGCCGUCGUUACCGUUGACUUUGAGUUUGAUUUCUCUGAUAUGUAUUUUAUACACUCAGAUGCAUACCUGUGUUGAUACUACUAUGGUUUUUUUAUAUCCAUAUUUUAGUUGUCUUCUCUUGGCAUA